Molecule: messenger RNA, 4145 nt
Organism: Poecilia reticulata (guppy)
Lineage: Eukaryota; Metazoa; Chordata; Actinopteri; Cyprinodontiformes; Poeciliidae
Gene: slc6a4a
Product: solute carrier family 6 member 4a
Biological process (GO): sodium ion transmembrane transport; serotonin uptake; amino acid transport
Cellular component (GO): neuron projection; synapse; plasma membrane
Molecular function (GO): serotonin:sodium:chloride symporter activity; serotonin binding
Source: RefSeq, a predicted model, not a curated record
GAGAAAUGAGAGAGGCAGGAGAGCUCAAUGGGCAAACACGACGUCCUGAUGAGCAAGUGAGGCUGUUUCUCUGGCAAGUUUUUGCCGCACCUCAGGAUUCUUUUAAGUUUUAAGUAGAAGUUGCUGCUGCUGCUCUUUGCACUUUACUACUUUUUUUCUACAGGUCCCUUCCUCUUCUUCUGUUUCCAUCUUAAGUUUGCCCUGCUGCCAAGUGUCUCAGAAGACGAUCUAUUUGUGGAGAAGAGCCAAGAUUGUUGCAACUUUUGAGUUACCCUACAUUCUCCUCAAGCCCCUUUCUCGUCUUGAACACCCUUCUUUGCCUCUCUUGCUCAACAGACGCUCCAACAUUCAAUUGUCUCACAUACACGCCCAUCUGCCCUCAUUUCUAUCAUUUAGCACCCUUCCUCUUUUCAGAUUAUCUUUUACCUGUCCAAAAAGGACAGACUUUACUCCCCUCAGAACUGUCCCACACUAUCUCCACACCCUUCCCUAGCUCCCCUUAUCCUCCUGGCCCCCUCAUGGGCACCGUAUCAGCCAACAGCGCCAGAUUCCCUUCAUCGUCACUGAGAAGCUCUCUCCACCCCUAACUGCUUUGCCAACAUCAACACCAAUACAGCCCAAUGGAGACAAAAGAUAUGAUGAUGACUAGCAUGUCAACAAUAGACAAAGAGGAGAAUGGGGGAGAGCUGGGCAAAGGGAGAGAGGAAAUAGAGGGGCAAGAGGAGGAGACGCAACAGGAAAAUGGUAGAUUGGUUCUGGCUGAUGGUCUCGGAGAGAGAGGACCAAAGAGCUUGACCUCUGGUUCCGGUCAGCAGGUGUCCAAUGGCUACACAACCUCCACCCCUCAGAGCCCCAGAGAGGGAUCGGCACCGGGAUCGGCUGCAGGGGCAGCACCUGGGCCCACGGGGGGAACUGGGUUAACGGGGCCGCUGGGAGGCCUGAGAACUCUGGUGGUCCAGCAGACCAGCUUAGAGAGGCCCAGAGAGACCUGGAGCAAGAAGAUGGACUUCCUGUUGUCUGUGAUCGGCUAUGCUGUGGAUCUCGGAAACGUCUGGCGAUUCCCUUACAUCUGCUACCAGAAUGGAGGAGGUGCCUUUUUGCUGCCCUACCUGUUGAUGGCUGUGUUUGGAGGAGUACCUCUCUUCUACAUGGAGCUAGCGCUAGGCCAGUUCCACCGCAGCGGCUGCAUCUCCAUCUGGAAACACAUCUGUCCCAUCUUCAAAGGAAUUGGCUUUGCCAUCUGCAUCAUAGCCCUUUACAUCGCCUUCUACUACAACACCAUCAUGGCCUGGGCCCUCUACUACCUGCUGUCAUCUUUUCGACCCACCCUGCCCUGGACCACCUGCACCAACAGCUGGAACACGGCCAACUGCAACCACUACUUGUCCUCGGACCACAAUGUGUCCUGGUCCAACUCGUCCACGUCCCCCGCCGAGGAGUUCUAUACGCGCCACGUACUCCAGGUCCACCUGUCCCCAGGACUGCACCAGCUGGGAUCCAUCAGCUGGCAGCUGGCCCUCUGCUUGCUCUUCAUCUUCACCAUCGUCUACUUCAGCAUCUGGAAGGGAGUCAAGACGUCUGGAAAGGUAGUAUGGGUAACUGCAACAUUUCCCUAUCUGGUUCUCCUGGUCCUUCUCAUCCGUGGGGCCACGCUGCCAGGGGCCUGGAGGGGCGUCGUCUUCUAUCUCAAACCCGAUUGGGAGAAGCUGCUUAGCACGACGGUAUGGAUCGAUGCGGCAGCUCAGAUCUUCUUCUCCUUGGGUCCCGGAUUCGGUGUGCUGCUCGCCUUCGCCAGCUAUAACCCCUUUCACAACAACUGCUACAAAGAUGCGCUGGUCACGAGCUCGGUGAACUGCCUCACCAGCUUCCUGUCUGGUUUUGUCAUCUUCACCGUUCUGGGCUACAUGGCGGAGAUGAGAAAGCAAAAUGUGGACGAUGUGGCGAAGGAUGCAGGCCCCAGCUUGUUGUUCAUCAUUUACGCUGAAGCCAUAGCCAACAUGCCUGCUGCCACGUUCUUUGCCAUCAUCUUCUUCCUCAUGAUCAUAAUGUUGGGUCUGGACAGCACGUUCGCAGGUUUGGAGGGGGUAAUUACCGCCAUGCUGGAUGAGUUCCCUCAUUUCCUAGCUAAGAGACGGGAGUGGUUUGUCCUUGGCCUUGUCUGUGUGUGCUACCUUGGGGCUCUGUCCACUCUCACAUAUGGAGGAGCAUUUGUGGUGAAGCUGUUUGAGGAGUACGCUACGGGUCCUGCCGUCAUCACCGUAGUUCUGCUCGAAGUCAUCGCUGUGUCCUGGUUCUACGGUACCAACCGUUUCUGCAACGACGUCCAGGUCAUGCUCGGCUUCUAUCCCGGUGGGUUCUGGAGGGUUUGCUGGGUGGCCAUCUGUCCCUGCUUCCUUCUGUUCAUCAUCAUCAGUUUCCUGGCGUUCCCUCCAGAGGUCAAGCUGUUCCACUACCAAUACCCAUCGUGGACAACUGUCUUGGGCUACUGCAUUGGAGUGUCCUCAUUCAUUUGUGUGCCUGCUUACAUGGUCUACCACUUACUUAACUCUAAGGGAACAUUCAAGCAGCGCCUGUUGAAAAGCAUCACUCCUCAGCCCAGCACCGACAACCACAGAGAUUUAUUUGUGACCAACGCAAUCUGACCAAACCCAUAGCGCAAGACGGCGCAUAUUCCCAAUUACCUGGAGCGCCCUCUUCUGCACAUACUGAAAAACUACAGGGCAAAGGGGGCUGUCUUUCAUCGUUCUCGCAUCUUUUCAAACAUCUCCUUCCUGUCCCAGAGAGAUCUAGAAACGUAAACCUGCUUUGGUUCUCCAUGCGGAUUCGGUUCUCGAGAACAUUUAUGUUUCUUUAAAACAUACUUCUCUGAGUUUCGCCGCUCUAUGCUUCGUGUCCCUUUCUUUAAAACACAAAAAGCGAUAAAGUAACAUAUUUUGUAAACUUUUAAGUAUGAUAACAUCAUGUAGACUUUAAAAACAGACACUUAAACAAGGGAUGCUCAAUUAGGGCAGGUCACAUGCAAUCACUACUUUCUAUUCUCAUUACUUAUGACUGUAGUCUCAUAUAAUGCUGUAAAGUUAUCCAUCCCAAUAUGUAGCAAAAUUCAGGUAUUUUUACAUCUGUUGCUAAAGCCAAAUAUUCCAGAUUUGUUCUGUUGCUGUUUCAUAGCUGUUGUUGUGUCAUGCUGUGUUGACUGUCAGCCUAUGUUAAUCUGAUAGAAUCUGGAGCGACCGGCAGACUUUUGCAAUGAGGUCCCUACACUGUGAAGCACUGUGACAUGAGUGUGUGUGUGUGUGUGUGUGUGUGUGCGUGCGUGCGUGUGUGCGCGUGAGUGCGUGUGUGUUUGCAUGAUGGACUGUUAUACCAUCCAGAGGAAAAUGAAUCACAGACGGGAAAACCAAUCGUGUUCACUCUGAGAUGGCAAUAUGGGAUAAAUGUAUUUAUUUCUGAAUGUGUCAGUGCUGUCACUUUGUCUCACCUCGCCCGCUGUUGCACCAUCAUGGGAAACGCUGCGGAAGGUCCUUAUUUGAUCUCAGUGGUAGAAGCCAAAUCUGGGUCAGAGCUAAUACCAUUACCAUUAUCGCACUCUGGAAAAAAAUAAAAUAAAAAUCAGCAUUAAAGCUCUUUAUAUUCUACCAAAAAAUAAAUAAAAAUGUGUGCCUGCUUGCGUGCGUGUGUGUGUGUGUGUUUUGGGGAGUGUGUGCAGGAGCAGGACAUAAAAUUUGUGGGAGCACUGUACAUCUACAUGUGUAAUUACUAGUCCUAAUUGGUAUUAGUGUAAUUUAUCUUGUGAAGACCUGCUUCCGCCUUCCAUGGACGUGGAGCUGCAUGUGCGUUCAGUGCUUGCGUGAUUGUCUGAAGCACCUUUAUGUGUGCCUGUCGUGGUGCGCGAGUGCGCAUGCGUGUACGCGUGUGUGUGCGUGUGUGUGUGUGAGUGUCAGUGAUGUGAACUCAUGUUGUCUUGUUAAAUGCCAAAAUAUCUCAUGAAGAGCGUAAUUCUCCCCUUUUCGCCUCUUUCUCUCGCUCGAGCUUAUGUAAGAUCUGUGUAUGUCAAACACGGCUGUACUGAUAAAACAUCUGUAUAGAAUGAAGAUAUAUAAAUAUAUGGGAAAUAAUAAAUAAUAAUAAAGAUAUAUGGAAAUUAA